UUUCUAUUAGAAAACACCCUACAGCAUUCAGUCAGGCACUUGGAAACUUGGAAAGAAAUGCUCAAGCUAAAUGGCGUGUCUCUCAAAUGGACUUUCAGGUGCGGCUGUCCAAACCAGCCGAUUGGCUAACAAGGCUUUACCACAAAUUGAAGUCUUUAGAGGCCGCAAUUAUAAGGGACCCGGACCAUCAGGAAAUAUUUCAUCGUUUAAAUGCAAAUACAUUGCACAUGUUAAAACAGCUGAUUCUUCGUGGACAGCAUCUCAAAGAAAGUGUCGAACAAGACUAUAACAAGCACGUCACAUCCGCACUACUGAUGUUGCCGACUGAGACGAUCAACGAGCCUCAUUUGAUUCAAAAGUUGUCGAAUAUACAAGAUGAUUGGAUUCAGAAACAUGAUCGCAUGGAAAUGUUUAGAAAACGAAAAAAAGAUCUCGUGAAUCCGUUGAAGAGGCGAUAUCAUUCGACUCAAAUCAACCUUUAUGUAUGUACAUCUGCCAUAAUUUUGACUUCUUCUUCAGAUGAAACUGUCGAAAAUCUAAAAAUACCGAGGUUCUGUAGAUGUUUUGAUCGUAACUACGUUGAUGUGGGUAUCGUAGAUGCAAAAUCCAGAGAAAACUGGAUGCCUGAGAGAGAAAAUUUGUUCAAAUUGUGGAUCUAUGAAAAGGAAGAUGCCGAUUAUAAGCAACAUGAAUACGUCAUCGGUCUAAACUCCGAUCGAUCAAUGAAGGAUUUAUUGGAAUGGAAAUCGGCACUUGUUGUGGCUACAGGCGAAUCGGGAAAAUUUGAUGAUUAUAGACGACCGAGCCACAUUGUUACUGAAUCGUUCAUCACUGACAGAGAAGACGAACUUCAUCUGGAAAUCGACGACAUCAUAGAGAUUCUAGAAAUGCAGGAAGCCCUUGACAAAACCUGGGUAAAGGGAAUGCGACUUAGUGAUAAGAAGAUGGGAUGGUUUCCAAGUAACAAAUUAGGCCAUGAAGUCGACAGUGAAUACAGCAGAGGUCAAGCUGUUAAGCUUCGUUAUCAAAAAGAGAGAGAAAGGGAAAAGGAGGGCGAUGAUGAAAAGAAAAAAGACACUUCAGUUCCAAAAACUGUAAACAAAUCAAAGAAGUCUUUUGUAUAUAGUAAUGUAGCUGUCUCUUAUACACAUCUAUCCAUUAUUGGAUGGAGAGUGUCGAUGGUAUCUACAAAGAAAUUUGAAAGAGUGUGCUUACGAGAUGGUGCCCCGUUUACCGACAUUGUCAAUGUGUCAAUGUGUCAACUAAAACAGAGCAGUGAAAUGGGUACUCCACCAUAA
Molecule: messenger RNA, 1298 nt
Organism: Anneissia japonica
Lineage: Eukaryota; Metazoa; Echinodermata; Crinoidea; Comatulida; Comatulidae
Exons: 8
Coding region: 87-1298 (403 amino acids)
Molecular function (GO): protein binding
Source: RefSeq, a predicted model, not a curated record